This is a messenger RNA of Lactuca sativa (garden lettuce), 4303 nucleotides long. RefSeq names its product phospholipid-transporting ATPase 1. Gene Ontology annotation, cellular component: plasma membrane. Gene Ontology annotation, biological process: phospholipid translocation. Gene Ontology annotation, molecular function: ATP hydrolysis activity; ATPase-coupled intramembrane lipid carrier activity; ATP binding. The record is from RefSeq and is a predicted model, not a curated record. Lineage: Eukaryota; Viridiplantae; Streptophyta; Magnoliopsida; Asterales; Asteraceae.
CAUGAAAUAAUGCAUGAUUGACUCUGCCAUUUAUAAAUCUCAUGUCCAAACCUUUUUUUUUCUUAAACACCUCCACCACACUAUCUCUCCCCUUUUUCUUUACUUCAUAGGACGGCAAUUCCUUUUUUCCAAUUUUCUGCGAUCCACCGUUGCACCCACUACCAGUUUUCCGUCUAUUUUAGGUAAAAUGUCUUUGGAUCUUCCUCCCUCACAUCAUAAAUGCACCAAUCAUCUUUGCGCAAGAGGGUCGUCGCUGUCAUCGACUGGUAUAAGCUUUCAUGGAUCUUUACCUUGUUGCUUUUGCUCAAGAACGUAAGUUAUUCCUGUUGAUUCAAAAACCCUCAGUUCCCAUGUACUAAUUUAGUAAGUCAACUUCAAAAUUUCUACUUGGGGUUUUCAUCGAACACAUUGUAGACGCAUGCAAUCUUCUAUAUGUUGUGGUUGCUGUUGUAUUUUAGAGUGAAUUGCUCAUGAGCUGCUCAAUCUCAAGAGAGAUAUAGAGGCGAGUGUGAUGUUCCUCAGAUCAUCACCACAAAUCAACCCUUUCUGAUCAACGCCUUCAAUUUCCAUCAUCAAAAUCCGGUAUGAAUUUAGAUGAUUCCCAGAUUGUUAAUGAUAACUCCCAACAGCAAUCACCAAAUACUUCUUCCCAAGGGGAGAUUCAUUCCAAAAGUUGGAGUGCCAACUCAGUCCAAGAACUCAGCUUUGUCAAUCUGGGAUCAAAGAGACUGUCGCAUGGAUCUCGAGGAGGUGCUUCUGAUCCCGAAGGGUUUAGCGUGUCCCAUAGAGAGAUUAACGUUGAGGAUGCCAGGUUAGUCUAUGUAAACGAUGCCUUAAAGACAAACGAAAGGUUUGAAUUUGCUGGAAAUUCUAUCAGAACAGCCAAAUAUUCCGUUUUUAGCUUCUUACCUAGAAACCUAUUUGAGCAAUUCCAUAGAGUCGCCUACAUAUAUUUCCUUAUUAUCGCCAUUCUCAAUCAGCUUCCUCAGCUUGCUGUUUUUGGGCGAGGUGCCUCCAUCUUGCCAUUAUCAAUCGUACUGUUAGUUACAGCCAUUAAAGAUGCUUAUGAAGACUGGAGGCGACACAGAUCAGAUCGAAUCGAAAACAAUCGAAUGUCAUCUGUUUUGGUAAACGAUAGAUUUGAACAGAAAAAAUGUAAAGACAUUCAAGUAGGCGAGAUCAUUAAAUUUUCAGCAGAUGACACCAUUCCUUCUGACAUCGUUCUUCUCUCCACUAGUGACCCUACUGGGGUUGCUUACAUCCAGACCAUAAAUCUAGAUGGCGAAUCAAAUCUAAAGACACGAUAUGCAAAACAAGAAACCCUUUCAAGAACCCCUGAAAAAGACAGGAUCAAUGGUGUAAUCAAGUGUGAGAAGCCUAAUAGAAACAUCUAUGGCUUCCAUGCCACCAUGGAGAUUGAUGGGAAGCAUCUUUCACUUGGCCCUUCAAAUAUUGUUCUUCGUGGGUGUGUGUUAAAGAACACUAAUUGGGCUAUUGGAGUAGUUGUAUAUGCAGGAAGGGAGACAAAAGCCAUGCUUAAUAGCUCAGGAGCUCCUUCAAAAAGAAGCCGAUUGGAAACCCGUAUGAAUCGUGAGAUCAUCUUGUUGUCUAUCUUUCUUGUUGCUUUAUGCACAGCUGUCUCAAUCUGUGCUGGUGUUUGGUUGAUCCGAUAUGAAAAUGAUCUUGAAAUCUUACAGUUUUAUAGACUAAAAGACUACUCUGAACCACAAGUGAAGAACUACAACUAUUCUGGUUUAGGUGUGGAGGUGUUCUUCACUUUUCUUAUGUCAGUGAUUGUGUUCCAGAUUAUGAUACCGAUUUCACUGUAUAUUUCCAUGGAGCUUGUGCGUGUUGGUCAGGCUUAUUUCAUGAUCCGAGAUGAUAAGAUGUAUGAUGAAUCAUCAAACUCUAGGUUUCAAUGUCGAGCUUUGAAUAUAAAUGAGGAUUUAGGACAAAUAAAGUAUGUAUUCUCUGACAAAACGGGUACUUUAACUGAAAACAAGAUGGAAUUUAAGCAUGCAAGCAUUUUCGGUGUAGAUUAUAGUGGGGAGAAAACAGAUUCUGAUGGAUACUUCAUUCAAGUAAACGAGCAGAUUUGGAGGCCAAAAAUGAAGGUAAAAGUGGACAUGAAGCUACUUGAGUUAUCAAAAAUUGGAAAUAAUGUAAAGGGUAGCGAUAGCAUUAGCAAACGGAUUCAUGAUUUCUUCCUUUCAUUGGCUGCUUGUAAUACAAUUGUCCCCAUUGUUGUCGACACAUCUGAUCCUACUGAAAAGUUGGUAGAUUAUCAAGGGGAAUCUCCAGAUGAACAAGCACUUGUUUAUGCUGCAGCUGCUUAUGGUUUUAUGCUUAUGGAACGAACCUCUGGCCACAUAGUUAUCGAUAUUCAAGGAGAAAGACAAAGAUUCAAUGUUCUUGGAAUGCACGAAUUCGAUAGUGACCGAAAGAGGAUGUCAGUGAUAUUAGGUUACCCUAAUGGAACUGUAAAAGUCAUUGUUAAAGGAGCAGACACUUCCAUGUUUACAAUCAUUGAUAAUUCCUUUAGCUUGGAUAUAACAAGAGCCACUGAAUCCCAUCUCCAGGCGUAUUCCUCAAUCGGAUUACGUACCCUUGUUGUUGGAAUUCGGGAACUCAGUGUUCCCGAAUUCCAACACUGGCAGUCUGCUUACGAGACUGCCAGUACUGCUGUAAAUGGUAGAGUGGCCUUGCUUAGAAAAGUUGCGGUCAAUUUAGAAAACAAUCUUGAGAUUGUUGGGGCGUCUGCAAUCGAAGAUCGAUUGCAGACAGGUGUCCCGGAAGCAAUCGAGUCUUUAAGGAAAGCAGAUAUUAAAGUUUGGGUUUUAACAGGCGAUAAACAAGAAACAGCUAUUUCGAUUGGAUACUCUUCUAGGCUUCUAACAAGUAACAUGAGCCAAAUAGUGAUUAAUUGUAACUCUAAAAUUUCAUGUGGGAAGAGUUUGGAAGAUGGAUUGAUUACAUGUAGGAAUUUUGUAGUGUCGGAUGAUUUGACUUCUAUUGCUUUGGUUAUUGAUGGAACGAGUCUUGUGUAUAUUCUUGAUACUGAGCUUGAAGAAAAGUUAUUCCAAUUAGCGAGUAAUUGUGCAGUGGUAGUAUGUUGUCGAGUGGCUCCAUUGCAAAAAGCUGGGAUUGUUGCAUUGAUAAAGAAUAGGACAGAUGACAUGACCCUUGCCAUUGGUGAUGGUGCUAAUGAUGUUUCAAUGAUCCAAAUGGCUGAUGUCGGAAUCGGAAUCAGUGGGCAAGAGGGGCGUCAAGCUGUAAUGGCAUCAGAUUUUGCCAUGGGCCAAUUCCGGUUUCUUGUUCCUCUUUUGUUGGUUCAUGGACAUUGGAAUUACCAACGAAUGGGUUACAUGAUACUCUAUAAUUUUUACAGAAAUGCCGUUUUUGUCCUUGUUUUAUUUUGGUAUGUCCUUUUCACUGGCUUCACCCUAACAACAGCAAUAACCGAAUGGAGCAGUGUGUUAUAUUCAGUACUCUACACCUCACUCCCCACAAUAGUCAUUGCAAUUCUAGACAAAGAUCUAAGCAGAAGAUCUUUACUAAAAUACCCUCAGUUAUACGGAGCAGGACAAAGGCACGAACGCUAUAAUGCACGAUUGUUUUGGCUCACAAUAGCGGAUACCUUUUGGCAAAGUAUAGUUGUGUUCUAUGUUCCUUUGUUUGCAUAUUGGAAAACUGACAUUGAUGGAUCGAGUGUUGGAGAUCUUUGGACACUUGCUGUUGUGUUUUUGGUGAAUAUUCAUUUGGGUAUGGAUGUUAUUAGGUGGAGUUGGGUUAGCCAUGUGUCGAUUUGGGGAUCGAUUUUUGUGACUUGUGUUUGUGUUAUUGCUAUUGAUGUGAUCCCUGUGUUGCCUGGAUACUGGGCAAUAUUUGAUCUUGCAAGCAAAGGAUCAUUUUGGAUUUGCUUACUUGGGAUUCAAAUAGCAGCAAUUGUUCCCCGUUUUGGUAUAAAAAUGUUUAUGCAACAUUGUAAUCCUUCAGACAUUCAAAUAGCAAGAGAAGCUGAAAAGUUUGGAAAUUUAAUAGAGUCAACAAAUCAAGAAAUAGAAAUGAACACAACACGAAGAUGACCUUUUAUUUCUUCGGUUUGGAGUUCUUUUUUUUUUCACAUUCUUUAGGUUGCUAGAGAAAAAAAAAUUGUUCUCUUGGUUGCCUGUGUAGUUCUUUCAAGGGUAGAAUAUGUAAUAUUUGUAGGUUUGUAUUAUUGUAGAUCAACAUUAGUUAUGACUGAAAAAUCGGGUAUGCAAUUAGUCAAUAUACCAAUACGAAAUGACAACCUUACCUAGUU